CAACAUUAAACUAUGACAUACAUUUAAUCUCUUCACAACAGAAAAUGGCAUGGAUAUUAACAUUUGUUGGUUGAUUUUGACAAUCAAGUGAACAAGGUACAACAUUAUUUCAUCACACUGAUCGUACAUUACAGUGUGUUUCUGCAGACACCAUUUCCCGUUAAUAGGCCGGCUCACGGUUACUUAAGGAUAUACUGCAUAACAAUAGCUGUCAACUGAAUUGUACACCAAAUAAAAGUGUAUUUGUUUAUUGGCAAUGGAUAAUAGUAUUUGCACAAAUAAUCAGUAUCACCUCCAGCCCUUCCCGUAUUAACAUGUUGUAGGGGAGGGCUAGAGAUGGAUGUGUGUAAUACUUCGGCAAUCGUUGAUGACCAAAUGGUAGCCAGCUACUGUGACUAUAAUACACAUUUGUUUCUUAAAUUUAGUUUGAUUAUUCUCCAGUCCAGUGAUGACAUUAAACUUACAUGUUCAUAACCAGUACCAUGCUAUACCGAAGAAACCCGACGCCUCUAUGUGAAACGAACCUGCCUUGUACUUUCUUGUGGUGACGUAGAGCAAAGUGUGUGCCCACGUUAGUACAACUCAGCAAUAUUCACAAUAGAUUAUCGGCCAAAACAAAAUCUAUACCCAUUAAACAGGAUCUUAAAACUGUGUUUGUGUGGACAUUAUAAUUGUUGUAUGAUCUAAUACAUUUAAAUUCAAAUUUUACAGUGCUCUAAUACUUCAAUAUGUCGGUGAAAAAUUCAAGUCACGUUUUGAGUCAACUACGGGCACUGAUGAAGAACAUGGCCUAUGUGACAGAACCACUACAGGCCUACAUUAUACCGACUGGAGACUACCACCAGAGUGAAUAUGUUGCCCCCUGUGACCAUCGACGAGCCUUUGUGUCGGGAUUUACUGGGUCAGCAGGUACGGCUGUGAUAACAGACAAAAAGGCGGCUCUGUGGACAGAUGGACGGUAUUACUUACAGGCAGAAAAACAGCUGGAUAAUAACUGGAUUCUUAUGAAGGAUGGACUAACAGAUACACCCACACAAGCUGCAUGGCUUAGUAAGAUUCUGCCUGUUGCCAGUAAAGUGGGCGUUGAUCCAUUUCUACUUUCUGUCGAGAGAUGGAAACCAUUAGCCAAAGAGUUGAAAUCAAAUGGACAUGUCCUGAUACCAGUGACAGAAAACUUGGUAGACCUGAUGUGGAAGGAUCGGCCGGAACCUCCAAAUAAUCCACUUAUUGUUCUAUCACAAAAAUAUACAGGACUGAGCUGGCAGGACAAAGUGAAGAAAGUGCGAGACAAGAUGCACACAAAGGACGUGGGGGCCAUCGUUAUUACAGCCCUCGACGAGGUGGCCUGGUUAUUCAACCUCCGAGGGUCUGACAUUGAGUACAACCCAGUCUUCUAUGCGUACGCUAUGGUUACGUUUGAUGGAGUUUACUUGUUCAUUGAUGAGAGUAAGCUGGAUAACAGUGUGAACAGCCAUCUGUGUGUUGGUGCAACGUUAUCCACAGACAGUGAAAUCACUGUGGAGAUCCACCCAUACGAAGACGUCAACAGUUUCAUCACAUGUCACGCGGAAGUAACUGACAGAAAGAUUUGGAUCAGUGAAAAAUCUAGUUACGGAAUUACUAAUUUGAUACCAAAACCUGUCCGGUUGACUCAGACAUCAGCAGUUGCUGUGCUCAAGUGUGUGAAGAAUGAGACGGAGAUCAAGGGAGCUAAGAAAGCUCACGUCAAAGAUGCGGUAGCGAUGUGUGAGUUCAUGCACUGGUUAGAGAACGAGGUGCCCAAGGGGACAGUGACUGAAAUUUCUGCAGCAGAUAAAGUGGCUAAACUUAGGAGUCAGCAAGAUGAGUUCAUGAGCCUCAGCUUUGACACCAUCUCCAGUAUUGGGGCUGAUGCUGCAAUAAUACAUUACAAACCAACACCCGAGAGUGACAAACCCAUAACUACAGAUCAGAUCUACCUCUGUGACUCUGGUGCCCAGUACAAGGAUGGUACUACGGACAUAACAAGGACAAUACAUUUGGGAACUCCAUCAAAAUAUGAACAGGAAUGCUUUACCCGUGUUUUGAAAGGCCACAUCAAACUGUCAACAACAGUUUUUCCAAAUGGUAUCAAAGGUCACAAUCUGGACUCACUGGCAAGAACUGCAUUGUGGGACGUUGGUUUGGAAUAUCUACAUGGCACUGGGCAUGGUGUUGGCUCUUUUCUGAAUGUCCAUGAAGGUCCCUGUGGUAUUAGUCCGAAGGUUUCUGCUGGUGAAAUUCCACUGGAGGCAGGAAUGAUCUUGUCGGAUGAGCCUGGCUAUUACGAAAACGAAAAGUUUGGAGUGAGGAUAGAGAACUGUGUUCUUGUCGUCAAAACAGAGACCAAGUAUAAUUUUCAAAAGCGAGGUUUUCUCACGUUUGAGCCACUAACACUCGUCCCAAUGCAGACCAAGAUGAUAGACCCAUCUUUACUAACCCAGCAAGAGAUUGACUGGUUGAACGAUUAUCACGACACGUGUCUGCAGCUAGUCGGUGAGGAACUGAAAUCCCAGGGCAAAACCCAAGUCCUCAAGUGGCUCAAGGCUAACACACAAUCACUUGGAUGAUAGCAACAAAUGUAUCAAAUGAAAGACAUAACUGUUUUUAUCCAUUAACGUCAUUUUUACGACCAAAGUAGAUGUGAACAUUGUUUUAUCUCUGUGAUAAAACUUUAAUUUUUUAUGUAUGUGCAAGACUAUGUAUAAUGAGAAUAGUUUGAGAAAGUAGAACGUGGCUAUAAAAUCAUGAAUGAUAAUUAUUAGUUUAUGUUUUUUUUUAAACUGAAAAAUAUUUCAGUCAUUAAAAUAAGCAGAACAAAAGUUAAGAGUAGCCCCGUUCGACAAAUCCACUAGCCAGUCCUUGAUUUUUGAAAAUUAUAGGCGAGUGGAAAAUUGCACACCUCAGUAUGCUAAGGCAAGUGAAAAAUCACUCUCUAAAAUAAAUAAAAUAGGCAGUGUAGCUCUCUGAUUGGAUUUUGACUGGUACGUCUACAAAAUUGUCUAUUAAACCAGUAUUUCCCGAUUUGUUCAACAAAGAGAAAUACCAUUUUAACGACUGCAUGGAAGCCACUGUCAUGUUUUUAAUAUUAAAUUUGUUUCAAUAAAAGGACCUUCCUAUCAGCUAAAUGAGCUAUGAAAACUGUUGAUUUUUGUGAACAGUAGAAAUAAAUAUACCUAUUUUACGUGCGCCGUUUGUUCAGUGUAACGUGCACCGUUUUACACACUCGUCAAACUGAAAUUACUUGCGCUGUACGAAUGCGAUCGCACCCGUCACCUUAAAAAGCAAGGUCACACUAGCCCGUGGUCCCUGCUAGUGAAUUUUUGGAUUGGGCUAGUGGAAAUCAUCAACUGUAUUACUAUAAUACAUAGGGCACUAGCCAAAGCCUUUGUGAUGGCUAGUAACUUUCUCAAACAUUUGUCAUACUCUGGGGUAGGCAGUCGGGGCAGAUUUGUGGAAACUCAUCCAGUUAACCGGGAACAUUUUGUUCAGCUUCGCGUUGCGAUUCACUACGCAAGUUGAUUUCAGAAAUCGCUACACAAUUUUAAAACCUUAAACAGUAGUUGUUAAUCAGUGUUAAUUUGACUAGAAAUACUGCUAAUCAAGAUUUUUACAGCAAAUAUUCCCUGGUUACCAUGGAGCACCGUAGAUACAAAACUCAUGGCAGUGAUUUGGUGUCUUUUACCCAUAUCUGAAAGUUUUAUAUUUGGGUUUGUUUUCGUCUUUUCAUUCAUAACUUGGUUAUAUGGGGAAAGACAGAAGUAGAUAUCAUGUGAAUCCGGAUCAAAAAUCAAGAACAAAAGAACCUUUCAUGCAUUAAUUACCUCUGUCUACACUGGAUUGGGAUUUGACUGAACGACGGGCUGCUUAAUUAGUUGAACAAUGAUUGUCAAUUGCCACGUAGUCAGGACGCCAUCGCAAGAUCAAAUGCAAAAUGUAAUCGCACUCAUGUGAAGUUUACUCUUAUUGCGGUAUAGAUCAAUCGGAUUAAUAUUAGUGUGUGUGUUGAUACCUAACUGAUUUCACAUUUGCUAUUUAAAUAAAUAGAAUAUUUGUUUAUUCGAUAUAGUUCAUUCAGUCAAUGUGACACUUGUUAAAACAACGAACUCUGUGUGCUAUUUGAUGUGUAUUAAAUCUAUAAAAAAAUUUGUCGAUCAUUCAAGAACCAUAACUCUGGAUGAACUCUGUCUAAAACGAUCCUCUAUGUAAACCGGACUGUUUCGACGGUACGAAGUGAGUCCGGUUUAGACAAGAGUCCACUGUACAUUGUUGAUACAGACAAGGUCACUGUUGACAAAAUAUGCACAAGCUUUUAACCCUAAUUUGUCCUUUGUUCUGAUAGUUGAUUGUAAACUGCAUGAGCGGUUCCAUAACAUGUUCGUCCCUCCAUACCAUAAUAAAAUAUAAUUAUAAAUUUAA
Molecule: messenger RNA, 4437 nt
Organism: Gigantopelta aegis
Lineage: Eukaryota; Metazoa; Mollusca; Gastropoda; Neomphalida; Peltospiridae
Product: xaa-Pro aminopeptidase 1-like
Exons: 22
Coding region: 729-2588 (619 amino acids)
Molecular function (GO): metalloaminopeptidase activity
Source: RefSeq, a predicted model, not a curated record